Messenger RNA from Dentiscutata erythropus, 858 nucleotides. The record is from the annotation of a GenBank genome assembly. Lineage: Eukaryota; Fungi; Glomeromycota; Glomeromycetes; Diversisporales; Gigasporaceae.
AUGUUCAACUUAUUCACCAAGCUAUUUGCUAUCCUUCUCAUUAGUAGCACUGUUUUUAUAGCUGCUGAUGUAGUUAAAGGAAAAUGGUUCGAUCGAAUUGUUUUAAUUAUGUUCGAAAAUACGAAUCAAUCCGUAGUUAUUGCGGAUCCAUACUUCAAAGAAAUCACGACGAGGCCACAAGGUGUCUUUUUUUCUGAGUUCUAUGCCGUAGAACAUCCUAGUGAGCCUAACUAUGUUGCACAAAUUGCUGGCUCAACUUUCGGUAUUUUGGAUGACGAAAAUUAUGACGUUAAUGCUACAACUCUGGUGGACCUCCUUGAAAGUAAAAAUGUUUCAUGGAAGGGCUAUAUGGAAGACUUUCCCGAAAAUUGUUUCUUGGGUGCAAAUACCAGUCUAUAUGCUAGAAAACAUAACCCUUUUUUCUCUUUCACGACAAUUACCAACAACCCUACCCGUUGUGCAAAGGUAGUUAAUGGUAGUCGACUUGAUGAUGAUAUUGCGAAUAAUCAAGUACCACAAGUGGUAUAUUAUACUCCCAAUCUAAUUGAUGAUGCUCAUAACACGAACGUCACUUUUGCGUCAUCAUGGUUUAAGAGCUGGUUCGAACCUAAACUCAAAAAUCCUUCAUUUACCAACAACACGUUAUUCUUCAUAACUUUUGACGAAUCUGAUAAUAACAAUGAUACUAUUAAUCAUAUUUAUUCAGCUAUUUAUGGCUCACCUGUCCAAAAUAAUAGUGAUCAUAAUGAUACAACUAAAUAUAAUCAUUAUUCAUUUUUACGCACUGUUGAGGACAAUUGGAACCUCGGUUCUCUAGGUCGCAAUGAUACAAAUGCAACUGCCUUUACCAAAUAUUUG